Molecule: messenger RNA, 1070 nt
Organism: Seriola dumerili (greater amberjack)
Lineage: Eukaryota; Metazoa; Chordata; Actinopteri; Carangiformes; Carangidae
Gene: rbp4l
Product: purpurin-like
Exons: 5
Coding region: 99-689 (196 amino acids)
Molecular function (GO): retinoid binding; retinol transmembrane transporter activity
Source: RefSeq, a predicted model, not a curated record
GUAUAUAAAGGCAACGUCUGACACCAGACUCAAUCUGGUGGAUAACCACGAACAGCACUACAGUUUUAAUCACCGUUGCUACUUUGACUCAAAACAGAAUGGGAUCCUCUAAGCUGGCCCUGCUUCUGGUCCUGGUGUCCUGCGUAGAACACUGUCUGUCUGCCUCCUGUGUCGUUGACAGCUUCUCAGUCAAGGAGGACUUUGACCCCAAGAGGUAUGCAGGGAAGUGGUACGCGCUGCAAAAGAAAGAUCCAGAGGGCCUGUUCCUGCAGGACAACAUCUCAGCCGAAUACACCAUCGAUGACGACGGCUCCAUGACUGCCUCCUCCAAGGGACGUGUAACUCUGUUUGGCUUCUGGGUCGUGUGUGCUGACAUGGCUGCCCAGUACUCAGUCCCCGACCCUGCCACCCCCGGCAAGAUGUUCAUGAACUACCAGGGAUUGGCCAGCUACCUGUCCAGUGGAGGUGACAACUACUGGGUGAUCGACACCGACUACGACAACUACGCCAUCACCUAUGCCUGCCGCACCCUGAAAGACGAUGGCAGCUGUGAAGAUGGCUACGCCCUUGUUUUCUCCAGGAACCCCCGUGGCCUGCCCCCCGCCAUUCAGCGCAUUGUGCGUCAGAAACAGGAGGAAAUCUGCAUGGCCGGAGAGUUUCAACCCGUCCUGCAGUCCGGAGCCUGCUAAAGAGGAAGCAGAGCGAGGGGAGCAGGAGAGCGUGCCAGCUAGCUGCAGUCUUGGUGGCUGGAAAGCAAGAACAGGGGGAAUGAGAGAGUGAAUGUCAGAGAUAUGUUGUGUAUGUGAGAGUGAGAAACAAAUAAAAAAAAUGAAACAGAAAGACUGAGAGGAGGAAAAAAAAAACAAAAAAGUGAAGCGAGGAUAAAAACUUGCACAUGUCCAACCAGGAUUUCAAGAUUUCCAAGAAUUGCAUCUGUUUUUUUAAAAAUCCAUUUCCUCCUUGAUCUCUCAUGUUGUUAUCGUUUGUCCAAGGAAAAAGUCACUGUUGCUCUGGUGUUUUGAGUGAAUGUGAAAAGUAAAAUAAGUAAAAAAAUAUUUUUCUAAACAGUU